GGAGCUGGUAACAUCGCGUGGUACAUGCGGCCGGCGCAGUCUCUUCGCAGACUUCGGCCGAAACGCACCGGGCGUGCUCUCCCGCCGCCGCCAUCGACGCCAUCGCCGCCAUCGCCGCCGUCGUCGUCGCUUUAACUGAACGACGUUCGAUCAUAAACAUACCACAUAAACCUACUGUAUACCAAUCGUGCUGGAAGAUGGCUUACUGGUGGCUAUUGCAGUCGGCAAUGUGGUACACCGCUAUUAUGGUUCUGGCUAAUCCUCUGAUGCCCACCUUAAUCUUUGAGGUUUUGCCCAAGCUGCCAUUGCUCAUUAUUCGUCGUUUAGGUACCAUUCCUAUUGAAUCUAUUUAACGGAACUCAAAUCACCUGUUUGGAGUCCCGCCGAAAUCAUGAGUUCAACACAAAUAAACUGUGGCAGGAAGUUGACCCGACGGCCUUCUGACUAGUUUAUAUCUGUACGGACAGUGCCGUUGAAAACUACAACCAACCGAACAGUGUCUGAUCGACGUCCAACACAGCCCGAAUACAAUUAUGAAUUUUAAGGUGACCGAGUCGGCCGGGUCCCGCCACACCGCAGCCACCGUGGUCGGCUGGGGAAACGUACGGGCCGUGGUGUUCGUUGCAACAGUCAUGUUUGCGGCCCAGUUCGCGGCUGCGCAACAGGUUGCGUUGAAGGCGGGCCGCUUGCCACGCGUCUACAACGCCCUGAUCACCACUGAUCAGCGUCUGUUGCCCAGCCAAGCGGAACCGAUCGUCACACCAGUGUUCCGUCCACUCCAGUUCCUCUACCAAUGGCCCGAAGUGAGGUACGCGGCCACCCCGUCGUACCCGUCGUCGCGGUCGGAUGUGGAGGCGUCUGGUACCGACGGCGGAUCGUCCGGACACGAAGUGUCACGGCCCGUCACUGCAGAGGUCUUCGACAGCAGCAGGCCCGCAGGCUCCAUGGUCGUCAAGAACAACAGGCCCGCGGACUCCACGGUCGUCAAGAACAAGAGGCCCGUGGACGCUACAAUCGUUAAGAACAACAGGCCGGCAGACUCUUCGGUACCGGACGUACCGCCACCGCCACUUCCUGUCACGCGCGGCCAGGACGGCGCCGUCAAGAAGAGACCGGAAGAGUAUCCGCCAGCGCCCGGCGGUUUCGCCAUUUGAACACCCAAGCUCCACUUCUACUCGCCCCAAUCAACUACCACCGCAAAGGGUUUUAGUCGACGAGAUGAGACGCAGGCCCCUAACCCCCAUCACACGGUCUUCUACCACCACUGCACAGCCGUGUUAUAAAAUAUUAUAAUAUAUAACCUAUCAUUGCGUUAGGUUUUCCGUCCGGUUCGGUAGAAUAUUAUUGUUAUUAUACCGCAUCGUACGUUCAGGGCUGUUAUGGCUUGUACUUUUCCAUAUCUCACCCCUCAAACUUCCAGAAAUUUUAAUCGUUUUCGGGCGUCGACAAUUUUUACGAACUCGCGUUCAUUAUAUAUAAAAUAAUAAUAAUAUGUACAUAAUAUAAUAGUACCUAUAAUACGCGUAUGACGUUAUUCGACAGUUUUUAACGCAUAAUAAAAUAUUAUUCUUAAAAAAAAAAUAUUAUUUUGAUGUUUUCACUUGCGAAUUAUCAUAAUAUGAUGAUUCGCAAGUGAAAUUAUACGUAGUCGGAGAAUAUAAUCAAAAUUAUUUUAGUCACUUUUACCUGAUCUGUAUGUUAUUUUUUUUGACCGGUUUCGUACACUAUGAAAUCGUUUUAUUUAGAUUUAAGUAAUUACCUACUAUAUCCGUGCAAACCAUGGUAUUGUGUAAAAAUAUAUAUUAAAAUAAAAAAUAUUUAAACAUUUUCAAGUUAAUUAUGAUAAUACAUUAUAUAAUAGGUUAUAUGUAGUUAUACUGUUUAAUUUGUUCAGUGACAUUAUUACACGAACAUAAUUUUUAAUUCUUGUCAAUAUCAGUGUUACGCGAUGAUGAAAUUGUAUCUAGAAAGACCUAAGUAUUUAUCUAGCAAAAAAAGAUACAAUUUUAAAAUGUUUAUGAUUUACAUUUACUUUUCUUAACAAUUUAUAAUAUCUAUCUUUCUUUUUAUUUUAUAACUCUACAAUUAUUAUUUUAUUUAGUUUUAUUUUUAUUUUUUAAUUAGAAAGGUACUUUAUCAUACCAAAUUACAAAACACAUCAUGAAUAGACAUAAAUAAAUGUUGUUGCUCAAGAAACGUAUGUGAUUCUCAUUAAAUUAUACGUAUACUUAUUAAUAAUUUCUAUUGUUUGACGUUUACGAUCGAUUGUUUUUCAACGCAUUUAGCCUGUCGAGUUUUCUGCCAUUAUUCUGUAGCAUUUUUUUUUUGAAGGUACAUAUUCGUAGGUCGUGAUCAGAUUCGUAUUUAUUGUGUUGGUUAAAAAUAAUUUUUAUUAAAUAACUUUUUUAAUUUUUAUAAGACGAGAAAUUACUUAUCAAACUUUUAUGAUUCGAUAAUAAUCAUACUAAUAUAGGAUAAUAUUUUUAAGCUAUUAGAGCCUAUAUUUCUACAACAGAAUGAAUCAUUAAAUAAUGUUAUUUUUAAGCCUUAUGCACCAAAAUAAUACACACGAUUUUCACAAAAUAAGCAAAAUUGUAUACGACGCCACAAAUCUUAAUAUACAUAAUAUAUAUUAUAUAUAUAAUAGUUAUAGAAUCAGUUAUAAACAAAUAACAUAUUAUACAUAAUAAAAAUAUAAUAAAUACUUCAAAUCUCCAAUAUUAGAGAAAAAAUUAUUGUUUAUGUAUUGGUAGGUUUAUAGACGUACCGCAUGUUGCUACGAUUAAUCAAUAAUUUUUCAACAGCUUUCAAGUUGAUCGCAUUCUGCAAGUUCGUAACAUAGCUACAAAUGUUUACUUUGCACUCAUGCACAAUACCUUAAGUAUGCACCAAAGAAUUAAUAUUAUAUUCACUUCUAUUCUCUAAUCACAAUGAAAGGAAUAGUUCCUUCAAAAACAAGUAUAAUAAUUUAUAAAUUAUAUAAUUACAUUUUUCUUUUUUCUUUCUGUAAGUACUUGUGAAGUUUAAAAAUAUUUUACGUCUCAAAAUUCUUAUAUUGGCCAUCUGUUACAUAAAUGAACGAUAAGCUAAUUUGAUAGUAGUAAUAAAAAUAAAAUAUGUCAUGAAAUAACUCCCAGUGGAGGCACUUCGUUAUCGUUGUUUAAAGAUUAGUAUAAUUUUGUUUUUUAUUAUAAUAAUGCUCUACUACGGCUUCAAAAAAUGCCAAAAUAUACUAUUGUAAGAUUUGCAUGCAAUAAAGAUUCGAUAUAUCCAACUACUAAA
Molecule: messenger RNA, 3282 nt
Organism: Acyrthosiphon pisum (pea aphid)
Lineage: Eukaryota; Metazoa; Arthropoda; Insecta; Hemiptera; Aphididae
Exons: 3
Coding region: 534-1154 (206 amino acids)
Source: RefSeq, a predicted model, not a curated record